AUGGCGUUUCGAUCGUUCUCGUGCCCAUCAGGGAGACUGGGAGGAUGGCUCCUCGUUUGCUUGCAGGUAGCAGAUUGGGCUGUAUGUUCGCAGGCUCGGAAGGCUGCGGUCGCUGUUUUGCCACAGGACCCUUUCUAUCCUGGGGAGAACUUCAAGACUAUUGAAGACCGAGGAGCAGAGGGUGAGGCUGACGACGAUCAUCCUAAGGCUCUGGUGGAAAAUUGUAGUAGUACAAUCUUCAAAAGCUGCAUGAGUAAUGUAGUACAAAAAAGCAAUGCAGAAGACCACGGAGGAGAAGGUGGAUCAUGUGCGCAGAAAGUUACAACAUCGUCGACAAAAGAAAGAAAAGGACUAUCUCCUUGUUGCCACGAAAAGGCGCUCGACGUCGAUGGAGAUGUGGAAUCUCCCGAAUCUGGCACGACUUUCGAUGAAGGGUAUCAGUCGACAACGCCAUCAAACGUCAUGACCAUAAAUCUCGACGAAAUUGCGUCGCCCGAUGUCCUGCCAAACGGAGAAGAUCAAAUGGUGAUAUCCGCGGACGUUCACGGCGACACGUCUAAGCAUCAGCUGCAUACUACGAAGCAGGAGGGCACCGAGACGACGGACCAAUUGCAAAUAUCAACUUGUGCUCGAGACGCCUCCCAUCAACAUCAAGCAGCUACUCCAGAAAUGGACGAUGAAGUGCUGAAAGUGAAGACUACUUCUACCGCAAAGGCCCUUGAGCUUAGCGACGACGACGAGGAGCCUCCUGACGACUGCCGGCCAACUAAGAAGAUCGACGAUUCUUGGCUGUCUUCAUCGCGAUUGAAAAAUAUUUUCAGGAGCAGAUCGAUGAACGCCAACGCCAACGCAGACAAGAGCGAGAACCACCAGAAUUCGGCUCCACUAUUCCCGCCACCUCCAGCGUCACUCCUGUCUCGGAUUUCGAACGCAGAGCCACUUAGUGAUCUCAGACGUCGCUGGAAGUGUGGUGGCAAAUGCGGCAAAUGUCAGAACUGCAAGCGACAGAUCAAUAUUCACACCAGAAGCAUACCGCAAAUUACGGCAAGUAGUACAGUGUUUGCCUUUGCGUUCUUAGUAUUUCCUAUUUUACCAAUCAGAACAUCUUCGACAGUCAACACCAAGAAGAGGUGAAGCGGAGUACUGCAUUCGGUGUUCUACAGUCGUUGCACGUGGUCACUUUUAUUAUGAUAGCUUGUAAAGCUAGAGCUACCUAAAUCUGUGGUAAUAAGCCUAUAUUUAAUUUAAGAGUUGUGCAGCUUGUUCAUCAUGUUCUAAUCAAACUCCGUCUCGACUAUCAGCAGUGCUAACGCGAGCACGUCAAGCUACAUCACGGAGAAUCGUUGCUCCGUUUACCAACUAUCCCUUAAGGAGUCAGUACAAGAGCUUCGCCUUCUGCACUAUGCGCAUGAUGCCGCAGGAGCGUGGCUAUCGCAGAUUCAUGUCACCUGUGUUACCGCAGCAGCGAGGAUCAUCUGGAGGACUCGGAAGUACUGUGAAGAUGAUAUCUGGGGUGCCUUCUGCGUUACUGAUGUCAGGAAAAACACUCUUUCUGCAGGGACAGAGAGCGCUCAGGGCAGCGUGUACAGCUAACAGGCAGCCAAAAAAUCACAGAAAUAUAUCGUCGACAACAACAUCAUCAUCAUCAACAUCUUCUUCCGGCGCUGCGACUCUGCAAAACGCAUCACCUACAUGCGCAGUCGGUGAGUCGAACCGGCAGACCGGACGAUCGUGUAGUAUGUGCUUGCAGAGGUGCAAAAAAAGAUGCUAGCAAGAGGAGAAGCAUAAGAAUUAUUCGCUUUUGAUGUUUUUAUGUGGCCACGAAGCGUAUCUAUGUAUACGUAUCGACGUCCUCCAAACAAUAGCACUACGUGGUCUACGUCGCACAGAGUUAUUUUUGAAAACGUCACAGGUUAUUGUUUAUCACAGCUUUUUUGUGAUAAUUUUUUGUUGAAGAAAACGCAUGGUUGUGGAUCCAAUGUCAAGCAGAAGAAGUGGAGAAUCUGUGACUUCGUAAAAGGACCAAGCGGCACUUUUCGAAACAUAUGAAACUAGGUAACGUAAGGUAGAAAUAGAGGUAAGAUGAUUGACUUUGACCUGGAAUGCAACAACUCCUUGCUAAGUAGUUGAGAGAAAGUGACGGUGACCCAUACUCAGAGCUACAAUUUCAAUCACUCUGCCCCUGUCGCUUACCCAGUAGUUUCGAGUUUUCUUCGAUUGAUGUUGAAUCAGCAUACUCAUACUAUGUUAGUCUUAGUACGGCGCCAACAUAGCAUCUAUUUUCUACUCAUCAAAAUCCUAUCUAUCAUGGAAAGAUAGGAUAUCCUUUCAUUUCAACUACAUGGACGACGACGCAACAUGAACAUGCAUAUUCGACCGCGAUUAAUGCAGAUAAUUCGUGCUUGAGAAACGCCAAGUUUAUAUGCUAAGGCAUUUUUUGUUUCUAAACAUAAUUCACAGCAUAUCACCGGCAUGCACAUAGUCUAUAUUUUGUAGACCUUUCUGACUUGUGGUUGAUACAGGUACUUAUUGGUAAUAAUGCAAAAUGAGAACCGGUAGGCUUUUUUUAUCUACAACCCCUUUUUUUGAGAAACGCUUGACUUGUUUCCUGCAAAUAGCAAACUAAUGUGCCACGAUGGUACGAAAAGAUACCGACUCCCACCUAGUCGGGCAGCACAUGCUGCCCCAAGACUUUCACUCUGUGUCUAACAUUCUCG
Molecule: messenger RNA, 2717 nt
Organism: Amoebophrya sp. A25
Lineage: Eukaryota; Dinophyceae; Syndiniales; Amoebophryaceae
Source: the annotation of a GenBank genome assembly